This is a messenger RNA of Prunus armeniaca (apricot), 369 nucleotides long. Lineage: Eukaryota; Viridiplantae; Streptophyta; Magnoliopsida; Rosales; Rosaceae. The record is from the annotation of a GenBank genome assembly.
AUGUUUGGGACAGCGAUAAGGUGUAUUGCGAGGAAACCAAAACCGCAGAUGAAACCCAUAGAGCUCAAAACCCCACCUGAGCAGACGCAGACCAUCACUAGGGCCAUCUUCGAUAUCGUCAAGGAGCAUGGUCCUCUCACCAUUGCUGAAACCUGGGAUCACGUUAAGGAAGUUGGGUUGAGAGGAUUGACGAGCAAGAGGCACAUGAAGAUAGUGCUGAGGUGGAUGAGGGAGAGGCAGAAGCUUAGACUAAUUUGCAACCAUGUAGGGCCUCAGAAGCAGUUUCUGUAUACGACUUGGUUUACAAAGCCCAACCUCAAGCAGCAGGGAAAACCAGUAAAUGAUUCUCCACAACCCAAGUCUCCUUGA